Messenger RNA from Epinephelus moara (kelp grouper), 6342 nucleotides. RefSeq names its product calcium channel, voltage-dependent, beta 3a (gene cacnb3a). Bases 223 to 1938 code for a protein of 571 amino acids. The record is from RefSeq and is a predicted model, not a curated record. Gene Ontology annotation, molecular function: protein binding; high voltage-gated calcium channel activity. NCBI's taxonomy places the organism in Eukaryota, Metazoa, Chordata, Actinopteri, Perciformes, Serranidae. Gene Ontology annotation, cellular component: voltage-gated calcium channel complex. The transcript has 14 exons. Gene Ontology annotation, biological process: regulation of voltage-gated calcium channel activity; chemical synaptic transmission; calcium ion transmembrane transport.
UUUACAUUUUUACCCCCGAUGUAGCUUAAAACACACAUUUUGUUUUUUAUCCCUAGCUUAGCUUUUCAUUUCAUCUGAGCUCGGAUAUUAACCGCUUUCCCCCCCGCUCCUUCAUGCCGCUUCCCCCGCUGUCUUUUACUGCAUUUUAGAUGUAUUUUGUGUCCCUUGUUUCCUCCAGUAACCCAUGUCUGUGUGCAUCCCGCCUCCCUGCGCUCUCAAUAGAUGGUGCAAGUCAAAAUGUCCAAAUCGCCCGUAGACCCUCUGUCUGCUGUGGAAACAGGCUCCCAGUCGCACUAUUUCCAGCUGCCCAGGAAGUUGCCUAAACGCAAGAGCCGCUUCAAACGCUCAGAUGGCAGCACGUCUUCUGACACAACAUCCAGCUUCAUCAAACGGCAGGGGUCGGCUGAUUCGUACACCAGUAGACCGUCGGAUUCAGACCUGUCAGCAGAGGAGGACCGCGAGGCGUAUCGGCGUGAAGCCGAGCGCCAGGCACAACUGCAGCUCGACAGAGCUAAGUCCAAACCUGUAGCGUUUGCAGUAAAGACGAAUGUGAGUUACUGCGGAGCUCUGGAUGAGGACUGUCCUGUCCAAGGAGCUGCAGUUAAUUUCGAUGCCAAAGACUUCCUGCACAUCAAAGAAAAGUAUAAUAAUGACUGGUGGAUCGGCCGGCUAGUAAAAGAGGGUGCAGACAUCACCUUCAUCCCCAGCCCUCUGCGACUCGAGGCCAUGAGGCUCAAACAGGAGCAGAAACAAAGGAAAACAGGAGGUAACUCCUCCAGUUUAGGGGACAUGGUGACUGGGAGCUGGAGGACCACACCGCCAUCUGCAGGUGAAUCCAAACAGAAGCAAAAACAGGAACACGUCCCUCCCUACGACGUGGUGCCCUCUAUGAGGCCGGUGGUCCUCGUGGGACCAUCGCUGAAGGGCUAUGAGGUGACGGAUAUGAUGCAGAAAGCUCUUUUUGACUUCCUGAAACACAGAUUUGAGGGAAGAAUCUCAAUCACCCGUGUAACUGCCGACCUGUCUUUAGCCAAGAGAUCUGUCCUCAACAAAAGACCCAUCAUGGAGAGAUCCAACACGCGCUCCAGCCUAGCGGAGGUUCAGAGUGAGAUUGAGAGGAUAUUCGAACUCGCCAAAACGCUGCAGCUGGUGGUUCUGGACGCGGACACCAUCAACCAUCCCGCACAGCUAGCCAAAACCUCCCUCGCACCCAUCAUUGUCUACGUGAAAGUUUCCUCACCAAAGGUGCUCCAGAGGCUGGUCAAAUCCAGGGGGAAGUCUCAGAGCAAGCACCUGAAUGUGCAGAUGAUGGCUGCAGACAAACUCUCUCAGUGCCCCCCUGAUAUGUUUGAUGUCAUUUUGGAUGAGAACCAGCUUGAAGAUGCAUGUGAGCAUUUGGCUGAAUACCUGGAGGUCUACUGGCGUGCCACUCACCUCCCAGGAAACACCCCUCUCAACCCCUUAUUGGAGCAGAGUCUGAUGACCCCGCCUUCUGCCAUCUCCAGCCUCCAGAACCAGAACAAGAACCAGCCGCAGCCUCAUGAGGCGGUGGGCCUGGAGGGUGAGGAGGAGGAGGAGGCAGGUGAGGAGGCCCACUCCCCCCUGGAGCAGGACAGUCUUAUGCCGUCUGACGAGGCCAGCGACUCCCUGUCUCGCGGCCGGAGGGGGAGCCCGUGCCACAGGGGGGGCGAGGAGGAAGAAGAGGAGGAAGAAGAGGAAGAGGAGGAGGAAGAGGAGGAGGAGGAUGAGUAUGCCUCCCCCUGCCAUGCUCGCACAUACAGGGACAUGUACCCCCCUCACCGUGGGCACACUGGCAGUGCCCACAGUGCCAACGGGCACGAGUCACAGGACAGGCUGCUCCAACGCGAAGCUCAGCAAGGCCACAACCAGAGGAACAACCGCCAGCGCAGCCGCCCCUGGCCCCGAGACACCUACUGAGGAACAAGCCCCCCCUCCCACCCACACGGCCUCCAGAUCAGCAUCGAGCCCUACGACUGUCGUACGUUCCCAAACAAACGAUUUACAGAUGAAACACUUGCCCCAAAAUCAGAUGCCCAGUUUAUAAAGUAGACAUCUUUAGGUCUAUUUUUAAAGUAUUAACAGUCGCUCUCUUCCAGACUCCCAGUUUUAAUUUAUCUUUCGGGGAUGCACUGACCUCUCCAGGGUCACGUCAUUCAGAUUAAAGUCAACAGGGCUACUCAACUCUGCAAUGGAAAGGUUUCAGGCUACCAGCUGUACGCAAACUCAAACUUUAGCUGCUUUGCCUAAGGUUUCUCUAUUGUAGGAUGUCUCAUAUACUGGCCUUAAAAUUCCUAAGACUUUUAACUAUCUUUACUAUUGCAUGUAUGAGUAUAAUUAUUUUAAGACUAUUUGCACAUUGACGUCAGAACAGGAACUGAAUGAACCUUACGGAUAAACUAAUGUAGGAAUGUCUACUGUUGAAUCCACUUAUGGGGAAUAGUAAUGCAUUUGAUUACAAUGUAUAUACUGAAUGGGCACCUGGUUUUGUUUCAUUGCUACUAUAUUUGUUUGGUUAUGUUAAAUAUGGACUUGUUCGUUGUUUCAGAGAAAUGUUGCCACCCAUGUGUUCAGUCAGUUUUUACUCUGAAGACGGUGAAUGGAGACACACACACCUACACACACACUUAAUAGUCUCUUAACGGUCACAAUGUACACUGAACGAAAAUUUAAACGCAACACUUUUGCCUUUAUUCCCAUUUUUCACAAGUUUAAGUAAAGAUCUAAGACUUUUUUUAUGCGCUCAGAAGAUAUAAUUCUCUCAAAUUUUGGUCGCAAGUUUGUUAAAAUCCAUGUUAGCGAGGACUACUUCUUCUCCAUGACAAAUCAUCCGCCUAACAGGUGUGGCAUGUCAAGAUGCUGAUCAAACAGCAUCAUUACUACACAAGUGUGUCAUGGUAGGGUCACACCUACACGCCAAUGGCAUGCUGACUGCGGGAAUGUCCACCAGAGCUGUUGCUGGUAAAUUAAAUCUUCGUUUCACUACCAUAAGCCGUCUCCAAGGCUGUAAAUUUGGCAGUACAUCCAACCAGCCAACUGCAGAGCAUGUGUAACCACACCAGCUCAGGACCUACACACCAGUGUCUUCAUUUUACGAGAUAGUCUGAGACCAACCACCAACAGCUGAUGCAACAAUGGGUUUGCACAACUGAAGAAUUUCUGCACAAACCGUCAGAAACCGUCUCAGGGACGCUCAUCUGCGUGCUCGUCGUCCUCAUCAGGGUCUUGACUUGGCAGCACUUAGUCAUCGUAACCGACUUGAGUGGGCAACUGCUCACCUUUGAUGGCGUCUGGCACUGUGGAGAAGGGUUCUCUUCACAGAUGAAUCCCAGUUUAUACUAUAUCGGGCAAAUGUUAGACGCUGCGUCUAAAGCUGUGUGGUCAAGCGGUUUGCUAAUGUCAAUUGUGUGAUCAGAGUACCCCAUGGUGGUGGUGGGGUUAUGGUACGAGGAGUGUGAAUGCAUGGAGAUACAUUGACGAGAUUCUGAGACCCAUCAUCAUGCCAUUCAUUUACCGCCAUGACCUCAUGUUGCAACAUGAUCAUUCAUGGCAACAUGUUGCAAAGGUCUAUACAGAUUUCUUGGAAGCUAAAAAGAUCCCAGUUCUUGCAUGGCCUGCAUCCUCACCAGACCUGUCGCCCACUGAGCAUGUUUGGGAUGCUCUGGACUGGCGUGUACAACAGUGUUUUCCAAUUCCUGCCAAUAUACAGCCACUUCGCACAGCCAUUGAAGAGGUGUGGGCCAACAUUCCACAAACCACAAUCAACAACCUGAUCAGCUCAAUGUAAAGGAGAUGUGCCAUGCUGCAUGUGGCAAAUGAUGGUGUCAUGGCAAUUGGCAACCCUCCUGCAGCUUCAAACGUGCCACCGAGACAACUGCCUUAGCCAUGUUCACCACCACAUGAACAACCCCUCGGAUGAAUUCCAAAGGAAGCCCGCUCUAGUUGCAUAGCCAGGGUAUAAGCUCCAAAACACAAUAUUAAAUGUGCUAUGGACAGCAUGUCCUUGCCACAAAAAAAAAUCACCAGAACACCUCCGAUCUGGUGGAAAAACAGAAGUUCAUAUAUCCAAAACCCACAGAAACCUCCAGUGUCAGAACCAGAACAUCGACAAUACUUACUGAAAGCAGCUUAUAUCCGUCCAAAAGUGUCUCCCUGUCGCGCUUUUUGCAACUUGCAAGGUUUACUACAAACUCUGGACAUGUGGUACUGAUGCACCAGAGUCAGUAGUGUAGGGGGUGGAUGACACUCCCUGAAAAACACACUAAACAAAGAGGCAUGUUCAGGAGGUCUGAUGACACCUGGUCCGACCACUGUUCUGUCUUUUACGUGCAUGGAGUACACCAGGCGCAGGUGUGUCCCAUGCUGCUGAUAGCACUCAUCAAGGUUGUGAGGAUGGUUGGAUGUACUGCCAAAGUCACAGAAAAGAAACUGGAGAUUGUGUCGCUGGACUGUGUUGUGUGAUCAAACUACACACUUUAGAGUGGCCUUUUAUUGUGACCAGCCCGAGGCACGCCUGCAUAGUAAUGAUGCUGUUUAAUCAGCAUCUCGAUAUGCCACACCUGUUAGGUGGAUAGAGUUUCUUGGGAAAAGAGAGGUCCUCACUAACACUGAUUUUAACAAAUUUGCAACCAGAAUUUGAGAUAAAUUAGUCUGUUGUGUGCAUAAAAAAGUCUUAGAUCUUUAACUUAAAGUUCCAGUGUGCAGGAUUGAGAGGGGUGUAUUGGCAGAAAUGGAAUGUACGGUGUAUAAUCACCUGAAAAUAAGAAUAGUUGAGUUUUCGUUACCUUAGAAUGAACCGUUAGUAUCUACAUAUGGAGAGGGUCCUCAUCCACAAAGUCCACCAUGCUACUACAGAGGCCCAGAACAGACAAACUAAACACUGGCUCUAAAAUAAGGCCAUUUGUGUUUUCGCGUCAGCCACUGUAGUUAACAACCCCUGCACGAAGAGCGUGUCGGGAACACACAGAUUUUUUCAAUGUAAAAUUCCUUUAUUUAGUGUAUUAUCAGUUUAAAACACCAAGUCUGUUUGUUUUGGAGAGACCUUUGUCGACAAUUUGGCCUCUGAAAGUCUGGAUCUUAAGUUAUUAGAGAAAACAGGUGAGCACUCAUUAGCAGGUGCUGGGCUAGUGGCCUGUCUGCGACAUGCCAAAAACACGACUCUAACAUGAAGCUGCUUUGAGAGGAAUUAAGUUUUUUUCACUCACAUACAUCCAGGCCUGAAAUACACACACACAAAUACACGCACAAACAGGACCUAUACAUGUAUUAAAUGUCGAGAUGUCAGAGCAAGGGGGCUGCCUAUGGACAGGCGUCUUGAGCAGUUGGGGGUUUGGUGCUUUGUUCAAGGGCAAAGACCUUCUGGUUCCCAACCCAGGUCCCUAUGGACUGAGCUGCUGCCGCCCCAAGAUUGGGUUAUUUAGUCGUUUUACCAGUUUUAAUCACCUGGUCUGUUUGUUUCUGAGAGGAAGAGACCUCUGCUGAUAAUUCAGCUCCUGGUGAAAACCUCCUGCACAAAGAACACUGAAGGAAUCCAAACCAGGAGAUGUUUCAGCCACAGCGAAAUGCCACUAAAUCCCCUUAAAUCUUACACACUGCACUUUUAAAUCUGUGAAAAAUGGGAGUCAAAACAAGUGUUGCGUUUAAGUUUUUGUUCAGUUUCAGUUAAGAAGCUGCAGUACAGCGUCAGUGUCACCUACAGUACAGUGCAUUAUGGGCUUCACCCGUCUUUGCUGUUGCACAAUCACUCUUAACACCUCUACGGUUUAAAAAAAAAAUCUAAAAAACGCGCACAGAGAAUGUAAACACAACUAAGAAAAGGGAAUGUUAUCUUUCAAAGGGUGAAUUAUUUGCCAAACUUGCUUGUUUACAUUGAAUCAUUCACAUAUUAUCAAGCACACGCUGCGACACGCUGCAGCUCCUCUUCAGAUCUUCAGAGAAUGUAAAGCUUGCAUGCCUUUUUGCACCUCCAGCACCACCCGGUGUCUCCAAAAAACCCAACCGAUCGCCCUGUAAUUCGAUUGUAGCACGUUAUUGAUUGUAGCAUCCACAGUUUCUACACUUAUCUCACUCCUCCUACCCCCUCCCUGUGUGUCUUUGCCACAUAACGUUGCGUUACGUACUGCAGUUUGAUUAUCAAAGCAGAUCCUCAGGUGUAAGUCCUACACACUCAUCGUCGCGCUCAGCUCCCACGAAUGUGUCGUGCUCCUGAAGGACUCGUAGCACCCGUGACACGAUGUCAUUCUGUUCCUGCACCAUUAUUAGUCCAUGAGCCGAUGAUGAAGUUGGACGUGAUGCUGACGAGCAGUGACCCGCUUCACGAGCAGA